UAUACACAAACCACAUCAUAUCUCUUAACCUAAACAUUUAAAACCUCUCUCUCUCUCUUUACAAGUUUCUCUCUCUACCUAUCUCCUCUGUUUUUUUUCUUGCUCUGUUUCAAUGGAGGAACAAAACUGGAUAAGAGGACCAACCAUAGGCCGAGGCUCAACCGCCACUGUCUCGCUAGCAAUCACGAACUCAGGUGAACUCUUCGCCGUCAAAUCCGCUGAGCUUUCUUCAUCGGCGGUUUUGCAGAGAGAACAAUCGGUUUUGUCGAAAUUGAGCUCUCCUUACGUAGUCAAGUACAUUGGGUCUAAUGUGACGACGGAGAACGGCCAACCGAUGUACAAUCUCCUCAUGGAAUAUGUUUCCGGCGGGAGUAUUCACGAUUUGAUCAAAAAAUCCGGCGGGAAGUUACCGGAGCCGGAGAUUAGAUUCUACACACGUCAGAUAUUGAAAGGUUUGAUGUAUCUUCACGGACAAGGAAUCGUUCACUGCGAUUUGAAGAGCCAAAAUGUUAUGGUCGGAGGAGAAACCGCAAAGAUCGCCGAUCUGGGAUGUGCUAAAAUGGCGGGAAACGAAAGUUUAGAAUUUUCCGGUACACCGGCGUUUAUGUCACCGGAGGUGGCGCGUGGUGAAGAGCAGAGUUUCCCGGCUGAUGUGUGGGCUUUGGGGUGUAUGGUGAUAGAGAUGGCUACAGGUUUAAGUCCUUGGCCGGAGCUAAACGACGUCGUGGGUGCUAUUUACAAGAUUGGUUUCACCGGCGAGUCGCCGGAGAUUCCGGAGUGUUUGUCGGAGAAAGGCAAAGACUUUUUGACGAAUUGUCUGAGAAGAGAUCCGAAACAGAGAUGGGCUGUUGAAGAGUUGCUUCAACACCCGUUUCUUGAUGAAGAAGACAAAACUCAAAUUUUGUCUUGUUGCUGUCUGAAUUCUUCUUCUCCCAGUACUGUGUUGGAUCAAGGUUUCUGGGAUUCAUGUGAAACCUCGAGAAGUCGAUUAAUUCAAGACCCAUUUGCAAAUUCUUUUAAUAUGUGGGAUUCUUCAGCUGCUGAUCGGAUCAAGAAACUCGUCGGAGAUGAGAAUUCCGGCGUGCCGGAGUGGUUAACGGCGGAGGAUGGUUGGAUUGAAGUUAGAGGCAACGAGGAGAUAGAGAAACGUAACGAAGACGAAGAGGAAGAUGAGAAUUGCGUUGAAGCAACGUCAUCGGAGGAAGACGAUGAUGGAGGAUUUGAGAAUUGGAUCUUGGAUCAAGAAGACAGCUUAUUAUUUGAAUAUUCUUUCAUUGAGAAUAACCUUUUUUAUUUUUACCCUAGUAACCUCUUUGAAGAGGAUAACAUUAUUCUAUACUAUGAUCAUCUUGAAUAUGGUUUUGUACAAAAAGAUGAUGGAAACAAUAAUAAGAAUAAUUUCUUUAGCCACGUUACAGUUUUAUUUUACAAGUUCUAGUUUCCUUUUAUCAGAAUCGACACCGUUUUGACAAUCACACCUAAAAUUAUAGCGGCAAUUUUAUAGUACAUUAAAAAAAAUUGUAGUAGUACUUGAUUAGCUGAGGUUUGACGAUGGUUAAUGUUGACAAGAAUAUACGACUAUGUCAUCACUCAUGACUUGUCAUCGCUUAUUCACUACUCCUAUAUUGCAGAAUUUGGUUCCACAAUGAGCUCAUCACCUUACAUAGUCAAGUAGAUUCUAUUUAAAACAAUGUCAACUAGAUGAUGCUUUCAUAUAUACUACUUCAGUUACAUUUUUGUUUAAUUGCAAUUUAGUAGUAAUCUUGAGUUUAGAUAGUUAAACGUUGAAAGGUGAUAACUAGUAUACGGGCAAGUCGUCCUCCGUUGAUGUGUUUCUGGUAAGGAAGUUAAGUUCGGAAACCAAACCGCUCUACGUACCGAGAGUUGACUUUAUACGAAGUCUAAUUAUUUUAGUUUGGUCUUACAUUUAUGUAUUAUUUUCCUUAUAAUUUAAUAUUCUUUUCGUGUUUACCAAAACCACCAAGGGAGGUUCAUUCAAAUGUGAAAGCAUAAGACUUUUUUGGGGUCUACAACCAAAGUUGGCGUUUACUUUGUACACACUAAGC
Molecule: messenger RNA, 2066 nt
Organism: Brassica napus (rape)
Lineage: Eukaryota; Viridiplantae; Streptophyta; Magnoliopsida; Brassicales; Brassicaceae
Product: mitogen-activated protein kinase kinase kinase 18-like
Exons: 1
Coding region: 113-1438 (441 amino acids)
Biological process (GO): protein phosphorylation
Molecular function (GO): ATP binding; protein kinase activity
Source: RefSeq, a predicted model, not a curated record